Messenger RNA from Ylistrum balloti, 718 nucleotides. RefSeq names its product small ribosomal subunit protein eS8-like. The transcript has 6 exons. Gene Ontology annotation, molecular function: structural constituent of ribosome. Bases 33 to 665 code for a protein of 210 amino acids. NCBI's taxonomy places the organism in Eukaryota, Metazoa, Mollusca, Bivalvia, Pectinida, Pectinidae. The record is from RefSeq and is a predicted model, not a curated record. Gene Ontology annotation, cellular component: ribosome; cytosolic small ribosomal subunit. Gene Ontology annotation, biological process: maturation of SSU-rRNA from tricistronic rRNA transcript (SSU-rRNA, 5.8S rRNA, LSU-rRNA); translation.
CGAGAAACGUCCUUUUCCGGUAAAUCGCCAUCAUGGGUAUCUCCAGAGAUAAAUGGCACAAGAGGAGGAAGACGGGAGGGCGUAUGGCCCAGUUGCACAAGAAGAGGAAGUUUGAGUUGGGACGCCCUGCCUCGAACACCAAGCUUGGCCCCCAGAGAAUCCGAACUGUGAGAACCAUGGGUGGAAACAAGAAAUUCCGUGCUCUUAGGUUAGACAAAGGAAACUUCUCUUGGGGAUCAGAGGCUAUUACCAGGCAGACUCGUAUCAUCGAUGUUGUCUACAAUGCCAGUAACAACGAGCUUGUGAGAACUAAGACACUUGUCAAAAGCUGCAUCAUCCAGAUUGACGCCACCCCCUUCAGACAGUGGUACGAGGCCCAUUAUGCCCUUCCCCUGGGCAGAAAGAAGGUUGCCAAGCUGUCAGAGCAAGAAGAAUCUGUUUUGAACAAGCUGCAGUCUGCUUCAAAGAAACUCGUGAAAAAAUACAAAGAACGACAAAAGGUCGGAAAGGUGGAUACUGCCUUGGAAGAAGAGUUUUCAUCAGGACGUGUUCUAGCUAAGAUUGCAUCCAGACCAGGUCAGUGUGGUCGCUGUGACGGUUACAUUCUGGAGGGUAAGGAGCUGGAAUUCUACCUAAGGAAGCUCAAGACCAAGAAAGGGAAAUAAACUUAAUUUAUACACCUGUGAUGACUGUGCCAGAAUAAAGGGGAGACAAAUCA